UUAAAAACAAAAGGUCUACAAGCGAAUUGAUCAUUUGUCCCACACUGCUGUUUCAGUUGUCAAAACAAUGGGAAUGAUCGACUAUUUUUAAGAACGUUCUGUUUGUCGGUCUUGCUGUUUGUCUAGAGCUGUAACUGUCGGUUAAAUAAAGUCGGCGAAGUUGUUUUACUGGAGCACAACCACUGCACUCAGCUAAAUAGGAAGCACGAGACUAGUGUGUUGAAUUUGUAAGAACAGACAGCAUCUUCCAUAUUAUCAAUGGCAUCACAAGAGAAAACCAAACUGGUGCUGCUGGCAUGCGGGUCCUUCAACCCCAUCACAAACAUGCACCUGCGUAUGUUCGAACUGGCUCGGGAUCACCUGGAAGACACUGGAAGAUACAGAGUGGUGAAAGGCAUAAUCUCUCCAGUUGGAGAUAGCUAUAAAAAGAAAGGUUUGAUUGGAGCCUGUCAUCGGUUAGAGAUGGCUAGACUGGCCACGGAGAACUCUGAUUGGAUCACAGUGAACGACUGGGAGAGUCAGCAGUCGGAGUGGGUGGAGACAGCCAAAGUAGUUCGGCACCAUCAUGCAGAACUAAUUUCCAGCGAGGACAGCAACAAUGAUGACGUGGACACAGUAAGGUGUGGGAAGAGGAGAAAGCUGGAGCAAAAUAAAAGCAUCUGUCAGAGUUCUUAUAUUAACACAAAUGCAGACACCCCUCAUCUGAAGCUGCUAUGUGGUGCUGAUGUGCUGGAGUCAUUUGGUGUCCCCAACCUUUGGAAGCCAGAGGACAUUGAGGAGAUUGUGGGAAAGUACGGUGUGGUGUGCAUCACAAGAUGUGGCAAUGACGCUGAGAAGUUUAUCAAUCAGUCUGAUGUGCUGUACGAACACCGAAAGAACAUCCAUGUUGUCCGAGAAUGGGUGACCAACGAGAUCUCAGCUACCCAUGUGCGCCGUGCCCUGCGCAGAGGACAGAGCGUGCGCUACUUGCUGCCCGACCCUGUGGUGCGCUAUAUUCAGGAUCACAGUCUGUAUAGCGCUGAGAGUGAGCAGAAGAAUACUGAUGUCAUCCUCGCCCCUCUUCAGAGAUACACCAGCACUAACUAGACUGAUGUUCUGCUGCUUUUGAGCUAGACUCUUGUUCUGUUUGGGGUCUUUGAUCGCGUGAUCGACACUUGAUUUAUAGUGCUUUUUGCUUUCUUGAACACAUUUGGCUAAUGAGCAAAUUGCAG
This is a messenger RNA of Rhinichthys klamathensis goyatoka, 1211 nucleotides long. RefSeq names its product nicotinamide nucleotide adenylyltransferase 1 (gene nmnat1). Lineage: Eukaryota; Metazoa; Chordata; Actinopteri; Cypriniformes; Leuciscidae. The record is from RefSeq and is a predicted model, not a curated record. Gene Ontology annotation, biological process: NAD+ biosynthetic process. The transcript has 5 exons. Bases 259 to 1086 code for a protein of 275 amino acids. Gene Ontology annotation, molecular function: nicotinate-nucleotide adenylyltransferase activity; nicotinamide-nucleotide adenylyltransferase activity.